AAGAAGAAGAACUUCCUGUCGGCGGCAAAGCGUGCUGCUGGAUUCUGAAGCUAAGACGUGUUUGUGACAAAAAGCCGUCUGUCUUGCCAUUUAUAAUCCUUCACGAGUAUUAAUUUGAAUAAAAAUGAGUUUACCUCUGAACCCAAAGCCUUUCCUGAACGGCCUGACAGGGAAGCCCGUGAUGGUGAAGCUGAAGUGGGGGAUGGAGUACAAGGGCUACCUGGUGUCUGUGGACGGAUACAUGAACAUGCAGCUGGCAAACACAGAAGAGUUUGUGGAUGGAGCGUUGGCAGGUCAUCUCGGUGAAGUGCUCAUCAGGUGCAACAAUGUUUUGUACAUCAGAGGCGUAGAAGAAGAGGAAGAGGACGGAGAAAUGAGAGAAUGAUGCUGAUGAAGAGCAGAGGCGUUGAAGAAGAGGAAGAGGACCCAAAAAAGGGGGAAAUGAUGCUGAUGGAGAGCAGUCAGUCUGUUGGUUCUGACUAAGUGCGAUUGAACUUCGUAGUUGAGUUGUAUGUGUGUGUAUUUCUGUGUUUUCACCAUGUGAAGCAAAAGAACACUUGUGUUUUAGCUUUUCCUCAGAAAACGUUCCUAUUUUUUUUUGUUUUCUACUUUGUUGUGUUACUUGUGUCUUGCUUAUGUUGUGGUGCAAAAACAAUAAAAUACUAUUCUACCAUUU
This is a messenger RNA of Cololabis saira (Pacific saury), 676 nucleotides long. RefSeq names its product small nuclear ribonucleoprotein polypeptide F (gene snrpf). Lineage: Eukaryota; Metazoa; Chordata; Actinopteri; Beloniformes; Belonidae. Gene Ontology annotation, molecular function: RNA binding. The record is from RefSeq and is a predicted model, not a curated record. Bases 125 to 385 code for a protein of 86 amino acids. Gene Ontology annotation, cellular component: U1 snRNP; catalytic step 2 spliceosome. Gene Ontology annotation, biological process: spliceosomal snRNP assembly; mRNA splicing, via spliceosome. The transcript is spliced from 4 exons.